UGGAUGACGCCCGCAGCGACCAUAUUUGUUUUGGGCACCCAAGCUGGAGGCUGCGCCUGCCCAGUAGCUUCUGCGUCCUGGGGGGAAUCGAUGUGGUGAAGCUGAGGAGAGAGGCCGCUCGUCAUCCGUGCUCGCGAUGACCCAGGCCGAGAAGGGAGACGCGGAGAACGGGAAGGAGAAGGGUGGGGAAAAGGAGAAGGAGCAGCGCGGCGUGAAGCGGCCCAUCGUGCCGGCCUUGGUGCCGGAGUCGCUGCAGGAGCAAAUCCAGAGCAACUUUAUUGUUGUCAUACAUCCAGGCUCAACAACUUUAAGGAUUGGUCGAGCCACAGACACACUCCCUGCCAGCAUUCCUCAUGUCAUUGCCCGAAGACACAAACAACAAGGGCAACCUCUGUACAAGGACAACUGGCUCCUAAGGGACGGACUAAAUAAACCUGAGAGUAACGAACAAAGGCAAAAUGGCCUUAAAAUGGUGGAUCAAGCAAUAUGGUCUAAAAAGAUGUCAAAUGGUACAAGACGGAUUCCUGUGUCUCCAGAACAGGCACGCUCCUACAACAAACAGAUGCGACCUGCAAUUUUAGAUCACUGUUCUGGAAAUAAGUGGACAAACACAUCUCAUCAUCCUGAGUAUUUGGUAGGAGAAGAGGCCUUAUAUGUUAAUCCAUUGGACUGUUACAAUAUUCACUGGCCCAUCAGAAGAGGUCAGUUAAAUAUUCACCCUGGACCUGGGGGCUCCCUUACAGCUGUUCUGGCAGAUAUUGAAGUAAUAUGGUCUCAUGCAAUACAAAAAUACUUGGAAAUCCCACUGAAAGAUUUAAAGUAUUAUAGGUGUAUCUUAUUAAUUCCUGAUAUCUAUAACAAACAGCAUGUGAAAGAACUAGUGAAUAUGAUACUAAUGAAGAUGGGUUUUUCAGGGAUUGUGGUUCAUCAGGAGUCCGUGUGCGCUACCUUUGGAAGUGGUUUAAGCAGCACGUGUAUUGUAGAUGUGGGGGACCAGAAGACAAGUGUAUGCUGCGUGGAGGACGGGGUGUCUCAUCGGAACACUCGGCUCUGUCUGGCCUAUGGGGGCUCCGAUGUGUCAAGAUGUUUUUACUGGCUCAUGCAGCGAGCUGGGUUCCCUUAUAGAGAAUGCCAGCUAACAAAUAAAAUGGACUGCCUGCUACUCCAGCACCUCAAAGAAACAUUCUGUCAUUUAGAUCAGGACAUCUCUGGGCUUCAGGACCAUGAGUUUCAGAUUCGACAUCCAGAUUCUCCUGCCUUGCUUUACCAGUUUCGAUUAGGAGAUGAAAAACUCCAGGCUCCAAUGGCUUUAUUUUAUCCAGCUACUUUUGGAAUUGUUGGACAGAAAAUGACAACUUUGCAGCACAGAUCCCAGGGUGAUCCUGAGGAUCCUCAUGAUGAACAUUACCUACUGGCUACGCAAAGCAAGCAAGAACAGUCUGCAAAAGCCACUGCUGACCGAAAGUCUGCAUCCAAACCCAUUGGGUUUGAAGGAGAUCUUCGUGGCCAGUCUUCCGAUAUUCCAGAAAGAAUCCAUUCGCAGGAGGUGGAUUUGGGGUCCUCCCAGGGAGACUGCCUGAUGGCCGGCAACGACUCUGAGGAGGCUCUCACUGCACUGAUGUCCAGGAAGACUGCCAUCUCGCUGUUUGAAGGGAAAGCCCUGGGCCUUGAUAAAGCCAUCCUUCAUAGCAUAGACUGCUGUUCAUCUGAUGAUACCAAAAAAAAGAUGUACAGUUCCAUCCUGGUGGUAGGAGGUGGUUUGAUGUUCCAUAAAGCACAAGAAUUUCUACAGCACAGAAUUCUCAACAAAAUGCCCCCUUCAUUUAGGCGAAUUAUUGAAAACGUAGAUGUUAUCACGAGGCCCAAGGACAUGGACCCCCGGCUGAUUGCGUGGAAAGGAGGGGCAGUGUUGGCAUGUUUGGAUACAACACAGGAGCUGUGGAUUUAUCAGCGAGAAUGGCAGCGCUUUGGGGUCCGCAUGUUACGAGAGCGAGCUGCUUUUGUGUGGUGAAGCGGGCUAUUGAAGACCAAAAACAAGUCUCUUGAUAUAGAAGAUUAAAGAAUGUAUGUGGGUUUUUUUGGGUUUUUUUUUUUUUUUUGGUACCGGGAAUUGAACUCAGGACCUUGCGCUUGCCAGGCAGGCACUUACGGUGCUGAGCUAUAUCCCUGGCCAGAAUGUGUGUGUUUUAAUUUAUUGAAUUACAUGCUUAAUUUUCAUGGAAAGAAUUUCCACUUCAUAUUGAGGAUAUAACAUUGAUUUGAAAUUAUAAUCAUUUUCAUAGUUGGGACAUUUGAAAGUAAAUACAAAUUUACACUUCAGUUGUAAA
Messenger RNA from Chinchilla lanigera (long-tailed chinchilla), 2327 nucleotides. RefSeq names its product ARP8 actin-related protein 8 homolog (yeast) (gene Actr8). Lineage: Eukaryota; Metazoa; Chordata; Mammalia; Rodentia; Chinchillidae. Gene Ontology annotation, biological process: double-strand break repair; regulation of DNA-templated transcription. The transcript is spliced from 13 exons. The record is from RefSeq and is a predicted model, not a curated record. Bases 137 to 2011 code for a protein of 624 amino acids. Gene Ontology annotation, cellular component: Ino80 complex.